UCCGACGGGAGGCUCCGGCGGAGGGGAGCCGUGUGGGUGCCGCGGAGGACUUUCCUAUAAAAGUAGGGAUCCCACGGCCAACCGAGCUUGUCUAUCUGUCACAGGCAAGACAAGAGCCACGAGUCCCCGCCAGCAGCUGUGUUAUUUCUCCCGCCACAGCUCGGAAAAGCAUCCCGACCUCACCUAAAAGGAAAGCUUUAGUCUAUGGUUCUGACUGACGCUCCAACAAGGAUGUCCCGGACCGACGAGGUGCACCGUAUAACGGAGAAUGUCUACAAGUCCAUCAUGGAGCAGUUCAACCCCUGCUUACGGAACUUCAUAGCCAUGGGGAAGAGCUACGAGAAGGCGCUGACCAGUGUCACAUUUGCUGCAAAGGGCUACUUCGACGCUCUGGUGCGGAUGGGAGAGAUGGCCAGCGAAAGUCAAGGCUCUAAGGAUCUUGAGGAGGCAGCAUGGGAGGUGCUCUUUCAGAUGGCUGAAGUGCACCGACAGAUCCAGAUCCAGCUCGAGGAGAUGCUGAAGUCUUUCCACAACGAGCUGCUCACAGAGCUGGAGAAGAAGGUGGAGCUGGACGCUCGCUACCUGAACGCCGCGCUGAAGAAGUACCAGACGGAGCACAAGAGCAAAGGGGAGAGUUUGGAGAAGUGCCAGGCGGAGCUGAAAAAACUGCGCAGAAAGAGCCAGGGCAGCAAGCACCCCUCCAAGUAUGGAGACAAGGAGAUGCAGUAUGUGGAGGCCAUCAGCAAUAAGCAGAGCGAGCUGGACAACUGCAUCGCAGAGGGCUACAAGCACGCUCUGUCUGAGGAGAGGAGGAGGUACUGCUUCCUGGUGGACCGGCAGUGUGCCGUCGCCAAGAACAGCAGCGUCUACCACGGCAAGGGGAAGGAGCUUUUAACCCAGAAGCUCCCAGCGUGGCAGCAGGCGUGUGCCGAGCCCAACAAGCUGCCGGACCGAGCCAUGUUCCUGGCCCAGCAGAUGAGCGGGGUUGCGGGCGCCAUGGUUCCCAUCACACAUCAUCCAGGCAUGCCCCUCUCCGAGCCCCUCGCUGGGGCUAAACCCCUGCCUGUGCCCCCAGAGCUGGCCGCCCUCAGGGCCAGUGGAGGCAUGGGACAGCAGAGGCUGAUGGGAGGUGUGGACGGGGGGAUGCCAGUGAUGAACGGCACAGCGGGGGCUCACGGAGGGGAGGACUACCAGCAGUGGAUGGAGGGCAAGGUAGCCCAGGGGAAGGCCUCCCCGCAGACCCAGCGGCACGGGGGGGAGGUGUACUCCAACACCCUGCCUGUGCGCAAGGUCGCCCCCGCCAAGAGCAAGACCACCCUGACGGAGACCCGCACCCUGCCCCGGUCCAGCUCCAUGGCAGCGGGGCUGGAGAGGAACGGCAGGACCCGGGUCCAGGCCAUCUUCUCCCACACAGCCGGGGACAACAGCACCUUGCUCAGCUUCUUCGAGGGCGACGUGAUCACCCUGCUGGUCCCCGAGGCCCGGGACGGGUGGCACUACGGGGAGAAUGAGAAGACCCGGAUGCGUGGCUGGUUUCCCUUCUCCUACACCUGCGUGAUCUCUGACGGGGACAGCAACUCCAUGAGGCAGCUCCGAGUACACAACCUCCACGGGAAGAGCAGCAGCACGGGGAACCUCCUGGAGAGAGAAGACAUGGCGGUCCCUGUCCCUGAUUACGGCGUCCACUCCCACAUGGCGGCACAGAGCGCUGCUGCGCUGCACGGCAGACAGCAACGCCCCUACAGCGUGGCCGUGCCAGGCUUCCCACAGCAAGGAGCUGAAGAGUACGAGCCCCGCUUCCCUACAAGUUCCACAGAGGGCAAAUUGAUUUCGACAGUGUGAGGACAGACAGACACUGAGCCUGACGAUGCGAUAGGACUGUCCUCGCUGCCCCUCAACCAACCCCCCCCCUCUCAUCCUCUCCCCCGCCUCCUAACCUCCAGUUUACAGCAAUACACUCUCCCUGAGCCAAUCAAUGCAAGGAAGAAGCUUUGGUCUGUAUCUCCCCUGUCUCUCUGAUCUCCCUUCUUCCUCCCCCCAACCCCGCUCUGAGCUAACUGGCCAACAGGGGGCCACUGGUGAAGCCGAAACCAGAACAACACAGACUGUGCCAUCCGAAUAAUCAAAACCAAUGGGAUGGACAUUUUCUCUGAGGAAAAUGUAUCUUUUGCUUGUCUUUCAUGCAUGUACAUUUCUUUUACAUAUCGCUGGGGAUUAUAUUUCCUCACCAAAAGGAACCUGAUUUCCACCAAUGUAAGUGCUCUCCACCAGAAUGAUAAUGUGAAGGAUAUGUGAAUCAGGGUGUGAAAUGAAGAGGAUUUAUCGUGUAUUAAAAAAAGGCAUUACAAUCGAUAUUUUACUGGGUCUUUCAGUAUUUAACAAUACUUUUAACCUUUUCAUGCUGUGAGGUUUUGUAUUCCUCUGACAUAAGAGGCCGUGCAUCACGAGAAGUGAACUGCUCAUGUAAAUGUGUUGUGAAACAGAGACUACAGUAUGUGAUGGGAAUGUUAACUGUACAUACAUGUGCCAUACAGAAGUACGUGUCAUAAAGUAUCUAUGAGUUCAUUAAAAAUUGCACCUUAUAAAAGUAAUAAUCUAUAUUUCUGACUCUGUGAACAAACUCACUGUAACCUUUUCAGUAUCAGCCUUUGAUCUUGUUGGGGGGGACACUGAGCUCACACUAAGCUAGGGUCUGGGGUCCUCUCUAUCUAUUGCAGUGUGUGAAUGUCAUUCCAAGGCUGGGUGGGGUCAACUGUCCCUCACCCCUUUAUGAGAUGCAAGGCUCUGAGUUGAGUGCGGAAACCAUUCGUUUAUAAAUCAUCAGCACAAUUGUUAAAGGGGCCCUAUUGUGCUUUUUGGGGGGUUUCCCUUCCCUUUAGUGUGUUGUAUGUUUCUCUUGUGCAUGUAAAUGGUCUGCAAAACUAAAAUCCCAAAGUUCUCACCAGGGGGAGUUUUCCUCCCACACAAACUCCCCCCUGCCUCCAUUGGACUACUUUGUUUACUUCCGUAACAUAAUGACAUCACUAUGUAACACUUGCGCUUCUAUUGGCUAGCCCUCUAACACAUUGUACAUGAUAGGCUAAUGGGCGGGACAUCUCUAAGCGGUUGAUCAAUCACAUCAGAGCUGGCCAGCUAACCAAUCAGAUCAGACUGGGUGAAAAAAGGCAGUAUGAAAAAAAUAAAGAGAUUUUUGGCAUGUCACAAAUAUGAACCUGAAAAUGAACAUCAUAGGGCAUCUUUAACUAACUUUAGUUAGAGUUGAAGCGCUUUAGUUCUGAAGCAGGUGUUACCUUAAAUUAGGGUUAGGGAAUGCAUUAUGAGAUAGGAGCCUCUCAAUGGGCAGGCAGUAUGAGAGAAAUAAAGAGCUUUUUGAACAUGAAAGCAUGGAGACAUGUCCCGGUAGAGCAGGGGUGUCAAACUCAAGGCCCGGUGGCCAAAUCCGGCCCGCGACUUCAUUUUAUGUGGCCCCACAAGAGCUUGCAAAAAAUAUGAUAUUUUUAUUAUACGGUUACAUGCCGAUUUACAGAAGCUUGUUGCCCAUACAUGGAGCACAAUGCAUCUCAAAUUUGACUUUUUCUCAGAAUGUGUUUUUUCUUUUUAAAUCAUUUUGUGACAUUCUCACUGAAGAGACUUGCAAUUAUUUGCCGUGGACUUCUGCUUUCAGACAUAGUUAAUUACUAAGUUAUUACCCUAUCUGAUAAUAAUCCAAUGCAGAGGCAAUAAUGUAAUAUAAUACAUUAUUUGAUAUUAAAUAUUUAUAUAUGUAUUUUUUUAUAGUCUUAAAGUUACAACCGGCCCUUUGAGUACAACCAUAAUGCAAAUAUGGCCCGCAAUGAAAUUGAGUUUAACACCCCUGCGGUAGAGGCACUCAUUAACAUUAACCUGAACUAUUUGCUGCCUCCUGCUUCUUGGUCCAGCUACCAGAUGUCAAAUAUUUAUUCGGGUUUGUUUACUAAGAUUUUUUUUCAGAAUAAAUGAUUACAUUUGGAGAAAUGAAUUGGUGGAUUGAUAAUAUUCUAAAUAUAAUAUUAAUAAAGUUGUCUCACUGGCUAGGUUAAUACUUCCUUUAAAAAAAGAAAAGACAACUCUUGUUUGCUUUAGAUCUUUACAUUUAGCCUCUUCGUGUUGGUUUGCUCAUAUCAUAGUGUCUCGUACUGUUACACAACACAAGUAUCACAAUCAUGAAACCACAUCCACCCUUUACUGCUCAGCCUCUGCAGCCUUGAAGGAGAGGAGUGGAUGUUAUGUUUGAACCUCACUCAGCCUUCUUGUUCUCCAGUGAGGAGAAGCAUCCUGAAGAUAGAACAAGUGUUUCUGUGUCUGACUCCCUCUGUGCUAAAUAAAGACGCUGGUCUGCCCGUCUCUGUCGGUCCA
Gymnodraco acuticeps is the source of this 4374-nucleotide messenger RNA. RefSeq names its product BAR/IMD domain containing adaptor protein 2b (gene baiap2b). NCBI's taxonomy places the organism in Eukaryota, Metazoa, Chordata, Actinopteri, Perciformes, Bathydraconidae. Gene Ontology annotation, molecular function: protein binding; cytoskeletal adaptor activity. Gene Ontology annotation, cellular component: cytosol; nucleoplasm. Bases 205 to 1842 code for a protein of 545 amino acids. The transcript has 15 exons. The record is from RefSeq and is a predicted model, not a curated record. Gene Ontology annotation, biological process: plasma membrane organization; actin filament bundle assembly; positive regulation of actin filament polymerization.